CCUGGUGUCGUGACUCUGUCCUCUCCACUGGCAGGAAGAGAUGUCAGGAGAAAGUGUGGUGAGCUCAGCGGUGCCCGCAGCUGCUACCCGCACCACUGCCUUCAAGGGCACGAGCCCUAGUUCCAAGUACGUGAAGCUGAACGUGGGUGGGGCCCUGUACUACACCACCAUGCAGACACUGACCAAACAGGACACCAUGCUGAAGGCCAUGUUCAGUGGGCGCAUGGAGGUGCUCACCGACAGUGAAGGCUGGAUCCUCAUUGACCGGUGUGGGAAGCACUUCGGUACAAUACUGAACUACCUUCGUGAUGGGGCAGUCCCCCUGCCCGAGAGCCGCCGGGAGAUCGAGGAGCUGCUGGCAGAAGCCAAAUAUUACCUGGUGCAAGGCCUGGUGGAAGAGUGCCAGGCAGCCUUACAAAACAAAGACACAUACGAGCCUUUCUGCAAAGUGCCUGUCAUCACCUCCUCCAAGGAAGAACAAAAACUUAUCGCAACUUCAAAUAAGCCAGCUGUGAAGCUGCUCUACAACAGAAGUAAUAACAAAUACUCAUAUACCAGUAAUUCUGACGACAACAUGUUGAAAAACAUUGAACUCUUUGAUAAGCUAUCUCUGCGCUUUAACGGGAGGGUCCUGUUCAUAAAGGAUGUCAUUGGGGAUGAAAUCUGCUGCUGGUCAUUUUACGGGCAGGGCCGCAAGAUUUCGGAAGUCUGUUGUACCUCCAUUGUCUAUGCCACUGAGAAGAAGCAGACUAAGGUGGAGUUCCCUGAAGCCCGAAUUUAUGAGGAGACCCUGAAUAUUUUGCUGUAUGAGGCCCAGGAUGGCCGGGGACCUGACAAUGCACUCCUUGAGGCCACUGGGGGUGCUGCCGGGCGCUCCCACCAUUUGGACGAGGAUGAGGAGCGGGAGCGGGAACGGAUUGAGCGUGUGCGGCGGAUCCACAUCAAGCGCCCAGACGACCGAGCUCACCUCCAUCAGUGAGCAGGC
Chrysochloris asiatica (Cape golden mole) is the source of this 985-nucleotide messenger RNA. It is a transcript of the gene KCTD10, whose product is annotated as potassium channel tetramerization domain containing 10. Gene Ontology annotation, molecular function: ubiquitin-protein transferase activity; protein binding. The transcript is spliced from 6 exons. Gene Ontology annotation, cellular component: Cul3-RING ubiquitin ligase complex. NCBI's taxonomy places the organism in Eukaryota, Metazoa, Chordata, Mammalia, Afrosoricida, Chrysochloridae. The record is from RefSeq and is a predicted model, not a curated record. The coding region runs from base 41 to 979 and encodes 312 amino acids. Gene Ontology annotation, biological process: protein ubiquitination; protein homooligomerization; negative regulation of Rho protein signal transduction.